GAACACUGAGCGAUAUAUUUUUCCCUAGAUAUUAUUCUAGUAGCUACCUAAUCUGUGCUGUGUAUUUUUAAUUUUGUUAUUGGUACUUUGUGGCAAACAUAUUCUGAAAAUCUUGGACUGAAAUCAAAUUACAGUGCCUAUAUAAAUAAGUGAGUACCUACAUUCAUUUUACAAUAAUUCAGUUGUUUGCAUCAUUUCAAUGUGAAGGUGUGUACUUUUUGUAUAUUGGACUCACUAAAGCAAUUUUAAAAAUGUAUGUAGGGGAGCCCGGGUCUGGUGCAGGCAAAGGAGGUGGUGGCGGCGGUUCAAUCCGUGAGGCGGGAGGCUCCUUCGGCAAGAUGGAAGCUGCAAGGGAGGAUGAAUACUUUUACAAAAAGCAAAAGGAGCAGUUGUCAAACCUCAAAGGCCACUUGGACAAGGAGAUCAACUUCCACCAGGAGCAGAUCAAACGUCACGAGGACGCCAUACGCCGCCACAAACAGCAAUUGAGCGAAAUGGAUACGAAAAAUUAAAUAACAGUAUAAAUAAAAAAACGUUUUAUUAUAAUUAUAUAUUAGUUUUUGCCCACAACUUAAUUUGAAAGAUUUUGGGGGUAACACGAUUCUUUUGACGUAUAGUUAGGUAUUUACCGUUCCUUUCUUUCGCUAUAUAAUUAUUUUAAAUAAAGAACAUCUCUGGAAAAAUUUGAAUUUUUAUAUUCAGCGGUUUUGAUCCUGCAUUGAUAUGUCAAUCAGUCUGGGUCCUCUUUUAUAUAUUUAUAAAGAUCUAACCAAUGUUGUGGUCGCUUUUAUUUUGUUUAGUUGUUAGAUUCAAGUUAAAAUGUCAAAUAUAUGGUAUGUGACUUA
Messenger RNA from Plodia interpunctella (Indianmeal moth), 845 nucleotides. Its product is annotated as ATPase inhibitor mai-2, mitochondrial-like. NCBI's taxonomy places the organism in Eukaryota, Metazoa, Arthropoda, Insecta, Lepidoptera, Pyralidae. The transcript has 3 exons. Gene Ontology annotation, biological process: negative regulation of ATP-dependent activity. The record is from RefSeq and is a predicted model, not a curated record. The coding region runs from base 252 to 512 and encodes 86 amino acids. Gene Ontology annotation, cellular component: mitochondrion. Gene Ontology annotation, molecular function: ATPase inhibitor activity.